This is a messenger RNA of Pomacea canaliculata, 5616 nucleotides long. RefSeq names its product collagen alpha-1(I) chain-like. Gene Ontology annotation, molecular function: extracellular matrix structural constituent. NCBI's taxonomy places the organism in Eukaryota, Metazoa, Mollusca, Gastropoda, Architaenioglossa, Ampullariidae. The coding region runs from base 296 to 4618 and encodes 1440 amino acids. The transcript has 47 exons. The record is from RefSeq and is a predicted model, not a curated record.
GCACAGACCUCUACUAGGUUGUUGCUGGCAGUUCUGGUGGCAGGACUGCGGUAGACGCGGCAACAAAAGCCAGCGCCUACACAACUUUACCAACUACCUAGGAAACCGUUGUUGCGGUAGAGAUUGUUCCAAUCUCUACUGCAGCUCGGAUCUUCCUAGUCUUUUUCAGACACUAACCUUCCCCCCCGUCCCCCUUUAUCAGACAAAACAUCUGAAGGUUCUUAGUCUCCACGCUCCCGGCCAAGUGUACCAUCCGACCUGGAUGGUUUAGUGGUCUGAGGAGCGAAUCUACAACAUGGGAGGAACCUGGAGGGAUUCAGCGCUUUUGCUGCUCGCCUUCGCCUCCGUGGUCUUGGCAGCACCCACCGAGGAGACUGCUGCAGAGGAGGGCAAGUCCUGUUUCUACAGGGGAGAGAAAUACGUCGAUGGUGUGACAUGGGUACCGGAUGAGAAGAACCCAUGUUUCAAGUGUGUGUGCAAAAAUGGCGAGCCUUUCUGUCAGUUUGAACAAGGAUGUGAGACCGAAUUUGCAUCUGCUGAGCUGAGGACAGCAGCUCUGGCCGAGGCCCUGGAAUCUUUAAAGGGUCCUGCUGGGCAAGAGGGAGAGAUGGGCUACAGAGGUCGCCAAGGUGACACUGGCGAUAUUGGACCAGAUGGCAUGAACGGAGUUCCCGGACCCCCGGGGUCUCCAGGUGUCAGUGACAUGAGCGCUGAUCAGGCCUACCAAACAUACUUCGCAAGAAACUAUGGUGGCAAGGCAGCACCCGCUUAUGGUCCUCAGUACCUCCAGGCCCAAGUGGGACCUAUGGGACCCCGUGGAACAGCAGGCCCACCUGGAUCAGCUGGACCUCAAGGUGUGGAGGGACCUCGUGGUGACCCUGGUGACCCCGGUCCACCUGGUCCCCCUGGGUCACGUGGUGAGCCCGGUACAUCUGGCCCACCAGGUCCAGAGGGAGACGCUGGGCGAAAUGGUGAACCAGGAGCACAAGGUCCACCUGGACCAAAGGGACCAGCCGGUGCCCCAGGAAUGCCCGGCCUGCCAGGUCAGAAGGGUCAUCAGGGCUUUGCUGGCUUUCCUGGAAAACGCGGAGAGCAAGGACCUGGUGGAGAAAUAGGAGAUACUGGACCCGCUGGACCAGCCGGCCCCGCCGGACCUCAGGGACCCCGGGGUGCACCUGGUGACCGUGGAGAAGAUGGACCCUCAGGUCUUGAUGGCCUUCGUGGAGUAGACGGUCUGCCUGGACAACCCGGUCCACCAGGUCCUGUGGGACCCUCAGGACCUCCCGGCAUUCCUGGUCAAAUAGGCCUGAAGGGAGAAGCUGGUGCUGCUGGACCUAAGGGUAGCCAGGGUCCUCAGGGUGCUCGUGGUGAGAACGGUAUGCCGGGUAUCACGGGAGAGGUGGGCUUGCCAGGACCCCCCGGUCUAUCCGGCUCUCCUGGAGAGCAGGGAGCCACUGGUGAUCCAGGCCCUGUUGGUCAGCCCGGUUAUCCCGGUGCCAGAGGAGAGCCUGGUCCCGUUGGAAGCCCAGGACCUUCUGGACCCAAGGGAUCCUCGGGUAUCCCUGGCCAAGACGGUUACAAAGGCACUGCCGGAGAGAAGGGACAGACUGGACCAGCUGGCGACCAGGGAAGUCCAGGUCCCCCAGGACCUCAAGGACGCCGAGGACAAGGCGGUGCUCCUGGACCACAGGGUCCUCCUGGAUCUCAGGGAGAGCGAGGUCUGCCAGGAGAUCGAGGUAUACCUGGUUCUGCAGGCGCACCUGGACCAAAGGGAGAGGACGGAGAACCCGGUGCUCGAGGACCACGAGGAGAAGCUGGAGCCACGGGCGAGACAGGAACGUCUGGACCACCAGGCCCACCUGGAGAAGUAGGCCCACCAGGUCUACCAGGUCCCGAUGGUAACAGCGGCAAACCUGGAGAGCCGGGUCCAAGCGGGACAAAUGGCCGACCAGGUGAGAUGGGACCACCAGGGCAGCCAGGACCUCAAGGAAUUCAAGGACCACAGGGUGUAUCUGGCGAGAGAGGACCCCCAGGGAAGGAUGGAACUCCUGGAACAACAGGCCCACGAGGCCCUCCUGGUGAUUCGGGAUCUACCGGUGAGCCUGGUCCACCUGGCCAGCGUGGUCCUGAGGGUGAAGCAGGUCCCAGAGGACCGCAAGGUUCAUCUGGACCUCCCGGACCUCAGGGCCCAAUAGGUCUUCCCGGAGCACAAGGAGAAGCUGGGCGAGACGGAGAGGCUGGUCCACCUGGCGAAGCUGGAGUUUCUGGUGCCCCUGGAUAUCGGGGAGAGCGAGGUCUGCCCGGUGACCGCGGCCCUCCAGGACCAGAAGGUGAGCCUGGACUGCCUGGUUCAGGAGGACCCGCUGGACCAGAUGGCAACAGAGGCUCCCCUGGCGAGAUUGGUGUUCAAGGAGAGCCUGGACCUCAAGGACCUAUUGGACCCAAUGGAGAACGUGGACCUCCAGGCCCACCAGGUGACAAAGGAGAAGCUGGAGAGGGAGGACCAACCGGACCAGAUGGUCUAACAGGUAGGCCAGGCCGACCCGGACCACGUGGUCAACCCGGUCCUGAGGGUCUUGCAGGCCCACCUGCAGCCAAAGGCUUCCCUGGAGAUGCUGGUCUGAGAGGACAGGCUGGCCCAGCUGGAUCACCUGGACCAAGAGGCGAGGCUGGACCGGAAGGAGAACAGGGCUACCCAGGCUUACCUGGCCAAGCUGGAUCCCCAGGUCCUAAGGGUCAGACUGGUCCAGCAGGCUCCAAGGGAGAGGCUGGAGAAGCAGGUUCCCCAGGAGAGUCCGGACGUACCGGCCCCACAGGACUUCCUGGAAUUCCCGGACGCAGAGGACCAUCUGGAGACCGUGGUGUUCAAGGUGUCCCUGGUGAGAUAGGUGCUCAGGGGCGACCUGGUCUUCAAGGCCCUACAGGCAGCGUUGGCGAUCCAGGACCUGCUGGUGCCGCGGGACCCGCAGGAAUUAAGGGAUCCAUGGGCGAGACAGGUCGACAGGGACGUCCUGGUCCAUCUGGAGCCCCAGGUGUGCCUGGUGUACCCGGCAACAAGGGCAGUCGCGGAGAAGACGGAAUACCCGGAUCCAGCGGCCCGAAUGGCCCACCCGGACCACAGGGUCAGCGCGGAGAGCCAGGAAUACCCGGCGUGCCUGGAGAAACGGGACCCCAAGGGUCUGUUGGUGCUACUGGUCGUCGCGGCUCACCUGGCAGACGAGGCAGCGAUGGAUUACCUGGUCCUCAGGGUGAAGCAGGAAUACCUGGUCCAAACGGUAACCCUGGAGCUCCCGGAAGCCCAGGCGCACGCGGCAACAACGGAGCACCAGGAGCUCAAGGCGCUGAGGGAGAACCAGGUAUUCCUGGAGAGCUAGGUCUGCCUGGAGCUCCUGGUCUUCCUGGACUGCAGGGUGCUGCUGGUCCUGCAGGACCUUCUGGACCUGCUGGAGAGCGUGGACCUAGGGGUGAAGUCGGCCCAGAUGGUCCACGAGGACCUGCCGGCGGAAGGGGAGGCCCCGGACCGCAAGGACCUAUCGGCGAGGCAGGAGCCAGAGGUGAGGACGGUGAACAAGGUGAUAAGGGUGACCCCGGCUAUGGAGGCUUGCCUGGUCUGCCUGGACCAGAGGGGCCACUCGGUGAACCUGGACGUCCGGGACCACGUGGUCCACCAGGCAGCCAGGGACCUGAUGGCCCCAGAGGUCAGCCCGGUCCAGAUGGAGAGCAAGGACCUGAGGGACCACAGGGUCCUCCCGGUCCACGAGGUUCCGCCGGUGAAGACGGCCGUAGGGGCGCAUCUGGUGAUAUUGGACUCGAGGGACCUCCAGGUCCACCAGGUCAGAACAUGUACCAAAGCGCUAUCACCGGCUGGUUCCAGGGAGGUUCAAAGGGACCCGAUCCUUACCUUGCCGAUGCUCCUGAAGAGGCACGUGACACCGUGAAGGCGCUGAAGGAAGUGGCCGAUGAGAUCGAGAAGCUUCGAAAGCCAACCGGCAAGCGUGACUCUCCUGCUCGCACGUGUCUGGAGCUUGCCAAGGCCGACCCCACUCUCAAGAGCGGGUUCUACUGGGUGGAUCCAAAUGCUGGAGGAGUCAGCGAUGCUAUUCGCGUCUUCUGCAAGAUGGAAGGAGAUAACACCGAGACAUGUCUGGAGCCACAGGAAGAGUUCUCCAACCAAAGAUGGAGCUCCGAGAAAAUUGACACCCAAGGCCGUUUGUGGUUUGCCGAAGCAUUUGCAGCAAACAAUGAGUUUGACUAUGGAAGCCACAAGUCCCAGAUCAAGUUCCUGCAGCAUCUGACCACAUUCGCCAGACAGCGCAUCGUUAUCAACUGCAAGAACACCGCAAUCAUCUUCGAUAACGAGGGCAACAACUACGACAAAGCCAUAUCUCUCGCAAGCUUCGACGAAGAGAACAUGAGUGUCCACAGCAAGAUGCCCUUCCGAUACCGAGUGAUGGAGGACGGCUGCAAGGAGAAGAACGGCCAAUGGGGUAGAGCUGUCAUCGAAAUACGAGGCAAAAAGGCACGCGCCCAGCGUGUACCCAUCAUGGACAUCGGUUUCCUUGACAACGGCGCGGACGCCGAGUUUGGCGUGAAAGUGGGUCGUGCGUGCUUCAGUUGAUCCCCUCAUCACCUUGUGAUUCGGACGAACUAAAAUUUUCUCUAGCCUUCAUUCGACAGAAACAAAAUUCAUGGAGCACGGAAAAAAAAGAAAGAAAGAAAAAAAGAAAACUUUGGCGAGACUAUAGUUCCAUCGUACGCUUUGUGCGUGUGCAUCAUCACUCAAGCAUCAACAUUGUUUUUGAUUUUUGAAAGAAAACUUUUUCUGACCCUUUGAAAUCUUUAUGUUUAUUGUAAGGCGGCGGCACAGUGUUAUGUUUCUCAUGCUUCUUCAAUCUUUUUAUGUGUUUUUGUGUUACUAACUUGUGUCUGUAAGGAUGGAGAUUGUUGGAAUUAACAGUUGUCUGUACAAAAUAAACUUGUGUUUAUUGUGAGCCCAUAUCAUUGAGGUUGUAUCUAGAUACACCGGCCCUAAAAAGUUUGAUGUUUUGUCAAGACUGGAUUUGGGGAUUCACAUUUUAAUGAUUAAAAAAAAAACAUCUCAACUCAUUUUUACUUUAUAUAAACUCCUUCUAUCUUUACACUAAUUCUUUCUCUCCAAAUGUUAUUAGUAUUAGCGCAGGUAAAAUCCAGAAAUGAAUUUUGGUACUGUACUGGUUUUUACCAAAGCUUAUCACUGCCAUUUAUGUGAAUGUUCGUGUUUUGUGUUACAAGCAGUGAACAGAUGUGUCUGGUUACAGGUGUUUAUUAAGCGCUUCGGACAAUUUGGAUGAAAAGGACAAAAAAUUGUUUUGAAACAUCGAUUUCUUUCAGAUCAUCUCAUCGAUCGUGUAAACAGAUUUACCCAGUACCACAAGGAUGUAAAUUUCCUUGAAACAUAAUGAGACCAUUGUAACAAUCGUGUAAAUACACUCAGGAGCUGUUGGGUGAUAGAAUAUUCCAUACGCCCUCUUCAGAAACUGGUCUUCAGGUUUAUCCGUCAUGUCUUUAAUUUUUAUGCAGAGAGAUAGCAAGUUUAUAUGGAAUUAAAAGAGAAGCAGGUACUGCGGAAAGUUACAA